AUGAAUUAUUAUCGACGAUUAUUUAUUAUUUGCUUAUUAUUUCUAACGAUUGAUAUUAUCUAUGCCGAUAGGCGACCACAACCAAAACGUGUAACAGCUGAACGUGAUUCUGAUUUAUCUCUUUCAUGUACAUUUCAAGAUGAAGACAGUGAUAAAACUAUUGUUCAAUGGCUUUAUCAAAAUUUAACUGAUUCAAAUAUUAAUCAUCGUACACAUAAAACACAUUGGCGACCAUUAUUUCUCAAUGAUCAAUCAUUAACACCAAGUGAAACACGUUAUAGUAUUCAACAAAAAAUUCAACAAAUUAAUGAUACUUCUAUAGCUUAUUCAACAAUAUUAACAUUAUCAAAAGUUAAUGAAUCUGAUGAAGGUCUUUAUAUGUGUAAAUCACUUUCACCAAAAACAAUACAAAUGGCUUAUCAAGUACGUGUGAUACAUAGUCUUGAUAUUCAUUCGAAAGAAGUACUCAUAUCACCUGAUGAAUCUGGUCAAUAUUCCAUACGUUUAAGUUGUAUAUUAACAGAUAGUCAUUUAGAACAACGUCAUUAUGAUAUUCAUUGGUGGCAUAAUAAUAAACGAAUUAAUACAAAUUCACAUCGACAUACACGUAUAGUAAAAAAUUUUACUCAACAUUCAUUUAUAUCAACAUUAUUUUAUACGGAUGAACCAGCUAAUAUUGCUGGAAUUUAUAUAUGUGAAACAGAUCCAAUAAGAAAAUAUAUUCCAGUUGAAUUUAAAUCAAAUCAAAGUUCAGGUAUUUAA
Molecule: messenger RNA, 762 nt
Organism: Rotaria sp. Silwood1
Lineage: Eukaryota; Metazoa; Rotifera; Eurotatoria; Philodinida; Philodinidae
Source: the annotation of a GenBank genome assembly